CCCGCCUUGCGUCCCGCUAGGGAUGUAGGAUACUCAGCACUCGCGGGGUAGUACGAGGCAUUGCUGGUGGCCGUACAACGAUUGCGCAUGUUGGGGUUAGAGCAUAUGCCUUACCCUGGGCUUGUGGGGCUUGCAUUGGAGAUGGUACGGAUAUCCGAGGAUGGUAUCCGGCAGGCAGGAGAGAUUAGGCGCAUGGAGGAGCCUGUUCCAGAGGCUGAGUAUCAGCCAGCGCCAGGAGGAGGACCGGGUGCUCCCAGAGGAGGAGGCCGUGCUGGCAGAGGACGCCGUGCUGCAAGAGGACGCCAUGCGCGUAGAGGACGCGGUGCUGCUGCUAGAGGACCUAGUGGUGGAGGACACCAUCUGGUAGAUGAGUCCGAUCCCAUUCUAGAGGACAUUCCCGGUCUAGUCCAUCCGUGGUCGUUCCAGGCCGGUGGCAGCUUGCCUAGGGACUCACCUACGUUUACGCCGGCGCUCCUACUUGCUGAGAUACUUGGGUCUUCAUCACAGCCAAGCCAGAAUGCAUACAUGGAGGAGCAUGAUAACGUCAAUUGGGCGGCGUUACGUGCUUCAUUAGCUGAUGAGCACCUGUGA
This is a messenger RNA of Lycium ferocissimum, 591 nucleotides long. RefSeq lists its product as uncharacterized. Lineage: Eukaryota; Viridiplantae; Streptophyta; Magnoliopsida; Solanales; Solanaceae. The record is from RefSeq and is a predicted model, not a curated record. Bases 88 to 591 code for a protein of 167 amino acids. The transcript is spliced from 2 exons.